Cyclopterus lumpus (lumpfish) is the source of this 2754-nucleotide messenger RNA. Its product is annotated as type II inositol 3,4-bisphosphate 4-phosphatase-like. Lineage: Eukaryota; Metazoa; Chordata; Actinopteri; Perciformes; Cyclopteridae. Gene Ontology annotation, cellular component: cytoplasm. The record is from RefSeq and is a predicted model, not a curated record. Gene Ontology annotation, molecular function: phosphatidylinositol-3,4-bisphosphate 4-phosphatase activity.
AUGAAACGGACGUCUCCCGUUAACCGUCAGCAGUCCACCGUUAACCGUCAACAGUCCACCGUUAACCGUCAACAGUCCACCGUUAACCGUCAACCGUCCACCGUUAACCGUCAACAGUCCACCGUUAACCGUCAGCAGUCCACCGUUAACCGUCAACAGUCCACCGUUAACCGUCUACCGUCCACCGUUAACCGUCUACCGUCCACCGUUAACCGUCUACCGUCCACCUUGAAUAAAACCAUAGAAGAGUGUGCGGUUGCUGUUGAAGCCAGAAGAGUCGAGGUACAAGUGUGUGUAAUCGACACACACACUCACACAGUCAGGAAGCACUGCUGCAGCCAGAUAGUGGAGGGACCGGAGGGCAGUGUGUUUCUGACAUCAGUGGGUUUCCCCGGUGACGACCCUCUCUACCGCCACAUCCAAGAGGAGCCGACCACACACACCGUAAGGAGCUUUCUGGGUUUCACCUCCUUCUCCAUCGGAGAUCUGCUCCGGUCCAAAGAGCCUUGCAUCCCCCUGAGUCUCAGGACGCUGGACGGCGUGAACGAGGCCGGCGAGGUUACGGUGUCCCGUCUGCAGAUGGAGGGAGAAACUCCUCCUGAUCACAAGUGUCCCGCUCUGUGCGACAGUCUUCACAGCUCCUUCCACGACGAAGAAAACAGUCCGAUGAUGAGAGCAGUGUUGUGUGCUCAGGUGUGUAAGGUGUACAGGUUUCAGACGGAGGAUCAAAGAUGGCUGCUGGUCCGGGAACAGAUGUCGGAGACGCCGCUCUCGUUCUCUUUACCCAAACAGCUACUGAGCGCGCUCAUACGGAGCCACCUGGUCAGUGUCCAGGAAGUGAAGGAGAUCGGUGACCUUUCACCCCACUGGGAGGGGCUCCGCCACGACGUCGUCAGCCACUGCGACCGCCUGAUUGGCUGUUACCAGGAGACGCUCGCCGAGCUCGACAAACUCUCAGCCUCUUCCUGUUUUAAGUCCAGCGGCAGCAAAUCAGACAAACACCUUCAGUUUGUUCCGACCAACCUGCAUUCACAGAGGAUGGAGGUCACCGGUCCACACAGCACAGGUGUGUGGUAUGAGGUCAUAACAUUCGGGGCUCCAGCUGAUCAUCACCAGGCCUUCAAACACGGAGGACUGAAGAAGCUGCUCAGUAAACACACACAGCACAGAGACAGCCGCGUCUCUUACUCCCGGGACGAGAGCUCCAGGGCCAGGGAGCUGCUGGCCAGCGUGGCCCAGCUGCAGCCUCUGGUGUUCGGGUUGGCUGAGGAGCUGCUGGCCGUCUCCCUGGAGCUAAGCGCCGCGCGGCUGCAGCAGGUGCUGGACGACCUGACGCAACAGACGGGGCUCUUUGUUCACGCCCUCAAAGACGAGCUGGUGAAGAGCGCCCUGCUGGAACUCCGCGGCAACCACACGCCGACCAAUCAGGAGGCAGAAUACGACGAGGAGGAAUGGGACCGGGCGUGGGCAAACGUCGCCAUGAGCCUCAGCUGCAUCGUUGUCAUGGUCGACCGGCUUCAGGGGCGGGAGGACCGCCCACUGGCGGUGACAUCAUCGAGGCAGCAGGAAGCCAGCGAGGACACGACCUCCCAGAACACCCCCUCCUCCUCCUCCUCCUCUUCCUCUGCGUACUCCUGGCAGGAGCAGCUGCUCCCCCUGGUGGUCACUCUUAGGGAUUGCGUGCGCGAGGCGGUGGGGAAGGCCCGCGCCGCCAUGACCUUCGUCGUCCUGCAGGGGGCGGUGGCCUCGACCGUCGCCCAGGGACCGGUGCACAUCGUCCAGAGACGCCACGCUGUCUUCAGCCAGGCGCUCUCGGCGGUGGUCUGUGGUUUCCUGUUGAAGCUCUAUGGAGGUCUGGAGGAUCCAGACUUCCUGCUGCAGCUUCACUCUGUUGGACUCCUGGUUCAGUUUGAAGGCCUCCUCAGCACCUACGGCGACGAGGUGGGGAUGCUGGAGGACAUGGAAGUGGGCGUGUCCGACCUGAGCAGAGUCGCGUUCACCGUCAUCGAGGCUAACGGUGAACAACCGGACGACCUGCUGCCGACACUCAGUGGAGCAUGGGGCAGUUUGGUGGUCCAGGUCCCGUUGCCGUACGAGACCUUCAGGUCGCUGCCGCAGGAAGUAAAAGGCGGUCGUUUGAUUCGAGUUCAUCCGGUUCUCUUUAACAUCGGGAUCAACCAGCAGCAGAGUCUGGCUGAGAGGUUCGGGGACAGCUCCCUGCAGGAGAGGCUGAACCAGCAGAGCUGCGAGCGCCUCCGAGCGUACUGCGACUCGCUGAGAGACGCCGGUCCUCCAAGGGCUGGUCUCCAGGCUCUGCCGGUCCUGUUGUCCUCUCUGGAUCGCAGCGUAGAAACCAAGAAGAGGAAGAACGUGGGGGUUCUGUGGAUCGCUGCUAUGGUGUGUCGUGAGGUGAACGGCGUGCGCCUGACGAGCUGUAAGAGUGCAAAGGACCGCUCGGCGAUGUCGGUGACUCUGGAGCAGGUCGUCCUGCUGAGGGAGCGACACGCGCUUGGCCGGCAGCACUUCAGCGCCGCACUGGACUGCAUGAGGAGGGACGGCUGCAGGAUGGACAACGUGCAGAAGAACGUGGGCAGCAGGAAGUUCGCCUUCAGCGGCGUUCAGCUGCUCACGUUCCCCAAACUGUACCGACCUCCAGACGGCAGCUUCGGAUAAACACUAUUAUUAUUAUUAUAUUAAUAUUAUUAUUAUUAUUAAACACUUCUAUUAUUAUUAUAUUAUUUGUAUUAUUAUUAA